This is a messenger RNA of Prunus dulcis (almond), 1250 nucleotides long. RefSeq names its product abrin-d-like. Gene Ontology annotation, biological process: negative regulation of translation. Gene Ontology annotation, molecular function: rRNA N-glycosylase activity. NCBI's taxonomy places the organism in Eukaryota, Viridiplantae, Streptophyta, Magnoliopsida, Rosales, Rosaceae. The record is from RefSeq and is a predicted model, not a curated record.
UUCAUAUUCAUUCCGAAAAUAGAGAGAAUUAAUCUUCAUACAGUUUCUAGAUCGCAAUUUCUUUCUCAUCAUUUUCUUGUGUGUUGUUUCUCUGUUUGCUUUAACAUGGCACUCGUCUUCUCCACUAGGAAUGCAACCCCCCAGACAUACCGCACCUUCAUAGACGCUCUGCGACUCAGACUCACAGCCGGACGGCCCAAGUCACAUGGUAUACCGGUGCUGCCACGAAAAGAAGAUGUGCAGAAUGCGCAGCGCUUUCUGCUUGUUGAUCUAACAAACUCUGAAAACAAUACCAUCACGGUGGCAAUCGAUGUGGUGAACGCUUACGUGGUGGGUUACGCUGCAGGUGGUCGAUCCUACUUUCUUGCAGAAAAUGCUCCCAACGAUCGGCCUCCAAUCCAAUUCUUAUUCCCCGGCACCACUCGGGUUCCUACUCUGCGCUUCAACGGUACCUACAGCGGGCUUUCGCGAGGUGCAGAAGAAGCCGUCCCAAAUAUAGAUGAGAAGACACCUGUUCUUGAGCAAAUCUUUCCGAGACCCAAUCAACUAGAUGAGGCCAUCGGGCUGUUGCGGGGGGCCGUAUCCCAACCGGAACAAGCCUUAGGGUUUGUUGUGAUCAUUCAAAUGCUUUCGGAAGCGGCAAGGUUCCGACAAAUUGAGGGACUGGUCCGCACUACCAUGAAGGAAGAGUACGAUCCCCUUAAGCGAGGCCUUUCACUGGCGAGCCUUGAAACCAAAUGGUCUGAUCUCUCCGAAGAGAUCCAAACGGUACCGGCCAAUCAAACACGCUUCCAUAGGACUAUUACGGUCCACAACAUCUCAAAUGCACGCGUCGAAAUAAACAGUGUUGAAUCACCCUUUGUUCAGGGUGUCACGAUGCCGCUCUAGGACAGAAACCGAAAAUGAAAUUGCAACCCUCCAGGACCUGGAGUGAGAAUGUAUGCCUAUGAACAUGAUGAACUGUAAUACGUACUACUUCAACUUAUUUGAGUCGUUAAAUUUUUACCUUUGCUUGGCUGACUCAUCCGUUUUGAGAGGUGUGCAAUGUUGAAGCAUUAGAAUUGUUAGGACUUAUCCGAGUUUGUUGCUUAGUUGGCUACUUACUCGGUUAAUAAUGCCCUAGUUUGUAGGGUAAUCUGUUUUGUUUGUAUUGGUCUUAGACCCAGUCACACGUUCUUAGGAGUUGUGAACGUGGAGUUUGCUUUUCAGUUGAUUUCCUUGUAACAGGCUCGUAUAAAGCCAUUGCUUUU